Molecule: messenger RNA, 4240 nt
Organism: Oncorhynchus mykiss (rainbow trout)
Lineage: Eukaryota; Metazoa; Chordata; Actinopteri; Salmoniformes; Salmonidae
Source: RefSeq, a predicted model, not a curated record
CAAAAGUUGAGAGGGAUGCAUGCAUGGAUUUGAAUUCAUGCUAUUAAUUUCACAACACCCCAUCAAGCUAGACAGCGCUCUCAAGCUGUCUUUUUGAAUUAGACAAAUUGAUAAUUCAUUGGAAUUACCAUAGUUUAUAACACAAGUUAUAUUUACUCGUAUUUUGUUCACUGUCAGCUUUGUGGUUGCACAACUUAAACACUAGGGAGCUUGCUGUAUUUAAGGUGAUCUCUCCACGAAAUGAAAGUAAGCGUGCUACACUGUCGUUGUUCCAAAUGCUUCACGGUUCCAGCACGGAAGCGGGUCCGGAAGCGUGUUCCAGCCCUAACACUGCUGUCUCUUCCCGAAGAGGUGCUUCUGUGUGUGCUCCAAUGCCUCUCUGCUGAGGACCUGCUGGCUGUCAGAGCUGUACACUCUCAGCUCCGUGACAUCGUUGAUAACCACUCUAGUGUUUGGGCCCGGGUCAGUUUCAGGGAUACCUGGCCAUCCCCCAACACAGUCUGGCUCUUUGAGAGGGCCGCAGAGAAGGGGAACUUUGAGGCAGCUGUAAAACUAGGGAUUGCAUAUUUGUACAAUGAAGGACCGUUGCUGAGUGAUGAAGGGCGUGCCGACGUGUGCGGCCGGAAGGCGUCCCAGUUCUUCAGCCUGGCGGAGAGCCUGCGUUCCCCUACCGCCGACCCCUUCAUCUGGGUGUUCAUCCGCCCGCCCUGGUCCCCCACUGGGAGCUGCUGCAAGGCUGUGGUGUUUGACAGGCUCAAGGCGGAGUGUGAAACCAAUGUGGAGAGGAGGGGUACUUUGCUGCACUGUCUGGCCAGAGUCCUCCAGCUUUUUGAUGAGGAGGACAAGCGCGCCGAGGCCCUGACACUACUUGAAGAGUCGUCUCAGUCGGGCUGUCUACAGAGUGCUUACCUGCUUUGGGAACAUAACCGUAAAACCGCAAUGGCGGACCCAGGCAGGUAUCUCCAGUUCAUACGCACGCUCAGGGACUACGCAGCCAAAGGAUGCUGGGAAGCACAGCUGUCCCUGGCCAAGGUGUGCAGCAGUGACAACCCGUUGGGUCUGGAGCAGAGGGCCUGUGCCGACCUUGUGGCCCAGCUGUUUCGCUCCUGUCCCCCCGUGCCCCGACGCAGGGCGGAGGAGGUGCUCCGACAGGGCAUCAACGACACCAUGAGAUACAUCCUGGUGGACUGGUUGGUGGAGGUAACCACCAUGAAGGACUUCUCCAGUCUGACCCUCCACGUGACGGUGGGCUGUGUGGACCGCUACCUGGCCCUGCGCUCCGUGCCCAAGGCCCGCCUGCAGCUGCUGGGCAUCGCCUGCAUGGUCGUCUGCACGCGGUACAUCAGUAAGGAUAUCCUGACCAUCCGGGAGGCGGUGUGGCUCACAGACAACACCUACAAGUAUGAGGACCUGGUCCGCAUGAUGGGGGAGGUCAUCUCUGUGCUGGAGGGCAAGAUCAGGACUCCCACUCUGCUGGACUACGGCCAGGUGCUGCUGUCUCUGUUACCCCUAGAGCGGCUCAGUGUCCACCUGUUCAGCUACUUGUGUGAGCUCACCUUGCUCUACUCAGCCCUCACUACAUACUCCUCAGCCCACCUGGCCAACGCCAUCCUGCUGCUCACACGGGCACUGCACCACUACGCUCCCAUCUGGCCCAUCCAGCUGGCUGAGUAUACAGGCUUCUCCAAGCAGGACCUGGUCCCCUGCACUUUACUACUCUAUGUCAAGUGCUUCAGUAAGGAUGUACCCAAAGACUACAGGCAAAUGUCUCUGACAGGUGUCAAGCAGAGGUUUGAGGAUGAGGCCUACCAACACAUCAGCAAAGAAAAGGUGAUUGAUUUCAAGGAGCUGUGUCAGGUCCUGGAGGUCCCGGAGGUGGAACCCUACAUGGUGCUGCCCAGCCCCACGGGCCAGCCAGCUGACAUCCACACCUUCCUCUCCUCCCCCUCCAGCAACAGCAAGAGGAGACGGGAGGAGUCAUUGCCUGUGCACCGAGGCAGCUUUGUGGCCACACCCACGGCUGAGCUGUCCACUCAGGAAGAGACCCUGGUGGGGGACAUGCUGGACUGGAGCCUGGACACCUCAUGUUCCGGAUACGAGGGGGACCAGGAGAGCGAAGGAGAGAAGGAGGCCAAGGAGGGAGAGACCUCUGUUCUGGCCAUGACACUGGAGCUAGCAACGGAGCCCGAGGACUCCAAACUGCACUGCCGAGCCCUCUCCAGCGACGAUGACAGUUUCUGUGAGGGGAACAAAGAGGAAGAGGAGUAUGAAGGGGAGGGGAGCGCCAGGAGCCGACCGCGAGAGCCCCUCUCCUCAUUCAUCACAACCGAAUUCCACAGCUCAGGCUACUCCUCUGUCCAGAGUGCCAGCCCUUCCUCCAAUUCCUCUUCACUCCUGAUGCCCUGCACCUUCACGGCGCUGCCUCCAGACCCCACUCCAGGCUCCGCCUCCAGCAUCACAGUGGCUCUGCCCGGGUUCCGCCUCCUGGUGCCGGUGCAAAGACCCCGGGCUGCAGCUCGCAAACAGUGCAUUGAUCCAGAUUGUGUUCCGCGCUGGUCUCACACAUUGACUUUUGCAACAACAACCUAUCUCAGAUGUCAAAGGAUUGCAGCUACCACCUAAAAAGAGAGACACCUCAUGGACCAUUUUGAAAUAUGUCUGUAUGAAGACUUUCACAUGUGAAAAGAACCACAACCUGCAUUGUUGACUGUAUUUGAUUACAAUUAUUAAUCAAUGCAACAGUUUUUUGUUUUGCUCUCUGCAACUCUUCUGAUGUUGGGAGUUUCAUGAAUCCCUGUUUUAUACCAGUGAAGAGAUUCUGAUAUGCACUGCCUGUACAGAAUGGUCAGGAGUUGGCUACUCUGUACUAGCCUGGGAUCCAAACUGAGUAGUGAAACAAAGCCAUGUUCAGUUUGGAUUCCAGGCUCGAUCUGUACUUUAGAUAUCUACUAUUGUGUAGUCUAAAGCCUUUUUUUGAGUCUGAAUUUUCUCUGAUCCAUUUUUGUCAUUUUGUUCACAUACCAAAGGUACUUUAAAACUUAAUUGAGGGGACUAUCGGUGGGUAAAUAGCUUUUACCUGUAAAGACUGAUAGUAAUUCAAGCGUACGGAAAUACAUUCUUAGCUACAGUUUUGUAUGUACUGUACAUGUGCUGCAUGUACUGUACUGUUUAGAGUUGGAGCACAGGAGAGAACCUAUACUACAGGAACAAAUCAAUUCUACAAGCUUUAACAAGAGAAAGGUAUUGUUUCAUUUGAAAACAGCAUAACAUUUUGUAGAAGCAGAAUAUUUCAGUCAUCCCCACCACCCCUAACCUUUGAACCCAUAACACCUAAUUUCAUGGGUGAUAGCACAUGAUUACACCUGUCUGUUAGAAACCACUAAAAUGUAUGCCCUAGAAAUAUAAUAGAUGAUAUAGAUUGUAUUUCUAUGGUUCAAUCAUCAGUGAUGUCAUCUGAACAUUGAGCCAUGAACAUUGACCAAUGAGGUCACAGUUUAGUAACUAAGAGGUGCACAGUGCGACAUGAAAUUUGAAGUUCAGAACAUCUAACAAGUUUUGUCGAAGCAAGUCUAUUCGUUUUGCCCACCGUUUCUCCCAAUGGGUUUGUCUUGAAUGAGGUCUGGCACUUCUAUUGAAUAAGGAGCGUUUGUUUUUCCACAGUGAUGUUUUCUAUGCUUGAACAAUCAACUACUAAUGUUAUUCCAUUAAGUGGAGUUGCAUUGCCUCCUUUUGGGGAAACGGAAGUGAAGACACUAAAAGGCAAAUGAUUACUUGAUGUGUUGAUAAGUACUGUAUGCCUACAUCAGGACACGGAGUCCUUGGGCUCCGUCUGAAAUGUCAUCCUGUUCCAUAUGUAGUGCACUUUUUCCCGCAGCCCCAUUGGUCUCUGGUCAAAGUAGGGCACUGAAUAGGGUGCCAUUUCAGACACAACCCUUGUACACAAAUGAUUGUGACUGUAAAUAUGUUUUUAAAACUCUUAGGUCAGACUCUUUAUAUCCCUGGUCUGUUAUGUACAUAUGUAAAUGUGGCGGGGGGGAGAAAGAACUGUGACAAUAUGCCUUUUACUUGAAAUUGGAUGAUUGGUUUUGGCUUCAUUCCAAGAAGGACACGUCUUUUUCUACAUAAAGGUUGACAUUUGGCUUGUUUUUUUUUGUCUACAUUGUACCAUCAAGUGACUUGUGUGAAGAUAUUUCUGUGCACCUGGUAUCAAUUUCUAUUAAAACAAGCAUGUGGACUUGCA